Messenger RNA from Orbilia oligospora ATCC 24927, 1575 nucleotides. RefSeq lists its product as uncharacterized. The coding region runs from base 1 to 1575 and encodes 524 amino acids. The transcript has a single exon. NCBI's taxonomy places the organism in Eukaryota, Fungi, Ascomycota, Orbiliomycetes, Orbiliales, Orbiliaceae. The record is from RefSeq and is a predicted model, not a curated record.
AUGGAGAUCCAGCACCCCCCUCCACCUCUCCCUUCAAUCUCAACCCUCCCUUCCCUCUCUUCUCCCCGCUUUACACCCAUAGCAAUAGCUCCAAAACCUUCCUCCUCAUCAUCAUCAUCAUCAUCAUCAUCAUCAACAUUAUCAACAUCAACAUCAUCAAAAUUAUUAACAAUCCCACAAACAACAAUGACAACAACAACAACCACAACCACAACCACAAUCCCCAAAACCCCACCCCGAGAACUCUGGACCGAACCAGAAAAAUACGAUCUACUAUGGUCUAUAAUCCUCUCCACAGGUCUAACAGCGACUACAAUACCAUGGCGCAAAAUAAGUCUUCCAAGAAAUCAUACACAACCUUCCGCGCAGGUUGUUGUUCAGGAUAUUGCGUUAGGAAAACAUCAUAUUACCCAUCCGACUUUUACACCGUCGAAUAAAGCGGGCGUUGUUAUGGUUGCUAGUAGGGAUUUACAACAUACUCAUCAUUAUCAUUAUCAUCAUCAUAACAACAAUAAUAAUAAUGGUGUUAACAAUAAAAGGCUGGAGGCUGGAGUAAGGGGGAGUAGUAAAAAAAGAAAGUUGGAUGAUGAUAACGGUAGUAGCAACGAAGAGAAGAAAGUGGAUUAUGACGAGAAGAAGGAAGUUAAAAGGGAAGAAGAACAAGAAAGAGUACCAAUCUCAAGGGACUUCGAAGAUACCCACCACCAACAUUCCUCAUCGUUAUCAUCAUCUUCACUAUCCCCCCCAAACUCCUCCAUAUCAUCCCCCAGUUCUCCAAUCUCAAAUCCAGACCAUCACCAUCACCACCAACCCUCCACCAUAACAACUACAGUCCCAACAACAACAACCACAAAACCAAAACCUCGAAGACGUAGAUCCACCUCCCCUCCCAUAAACCUCGACCUCUCAAACCCUCAAAUAACAUCCUACCUAAAAUCCUCCGGCUACAUGAACGAAGACGGUACUCCCGUCAAAAAACGUCGCGGAAGACCCACGAAGGAUCCCUUCGGACUCAGCGUCACCCUCAAAAAACAAUUAAUGAGAAUGGAUCCCAACGCCCCUCCCAUGAAGAAAAGGGGGAGACCGCGUAAAAGGUUUUUGGAUAUCGAUAGUGGUAAUAAUAGUAUUAUCAAAAAGAGUUAUAGCGGUGGCGGUGGUGGUGAUGGUAUGGGAAGAGAUGACGGGAGUAUUUCUCCGGGACUUAGGGAAGCUAUUGAAAAGAUUGGAGAGGAGAUGGUUGAGGAGUUGUUGGUUCAAGGGAGGAGUAUGAGAGAUACUGAUGAUGAUGAAGAUGAAGAUGAAGAGGAAGAUGUGGAAAGUGAAGGUUACGAUGGAGAGGUUUCGGGGGUAUGGGAGGGUGAUGAAACGGGAGAUGAGGAAGAGAGGGAUGUAAGACAGGAAAAAGUAGAAGAUACAGCAACAGACGGUGGUGAUAAGCCAGAACGCAUGGCUAUUGAUAAAAGGGAUGAAGCUGGCUCGUCACUCGUAAAGGCGGAGGAAAGCCUUCUAAACAAGGGAGGGAGUGUACCCACCCGAAAAGUCGAGAAGAUGGCAGUCGACAAUCUAGUCGAAUAA